UCCGAAAGCAGAUCUCCCCCCUCCAGCACCGCAGCACGGACUCAUUUCUCCACGCACCAGCUCUGAGUGGAUGCUCAGCAGGGGUGUUUUGAGAUAUUAGCGCGCUGUGUUUUGGGGGGGAGCGGGGUUCUUGUUGCCCACCUCCACCAUCUCCCCCCACCACCACCACCACCACCAUUCAAAAGAGCGUGCGGUCAGGAGAAUGGGCAAAUCGGAAAGUCAAAUGGACAUCAUGGAGAAAUCGAGCAAACCUGGCAAACAUCGUUGGACUGCGGCAGAGAUCGGUCUGUCUGUACUCCUGCUGCUGCUUAGCUGUGCCUUGGCGGGCCUGGUGGUCCUCUAUACGUCAGUACUUAAAGAACAAUCUCACAGGUCGGGCCUGUCGCGGAGCUCGGCGGGGGCCGGAGGUCAGCUGUUUCGUUCCAACCUGGACCAUCAUGUGUGCACAAGUGCAGACUGUGUUACAGCAGCAUCCCGGCUCCUGCAGAACAUGGAUCCAUCUGUGAAGCCUUGUGAUAACUUCUACCAGUAUGCCUGCGGGGGCUGGCUGGAGCGCCACGUCAUCCCAGAGACCAGCUCACGCCAUAGCGUCUUUGACAUUCUAAGGGACAAGCUGGAGAUUGUGCUCAAAGGCGUUCUUGAAACAGAGUGUGAGGAAGACAGAGAUGCCAUCAAGAAGGCCAAAAUCCUUUACAGCUCCUGCAUGAAUGAGAGCCUCAUAGAGCAGCGGGACUCUCAGCCUCUCCUGAAGCUCAUAGACAGUAUUGGAGACUGGCCUGUGGCAUCUGAUGACUGGAACGCCACCACUGAAGAAGAAUGGAGCCUUGAAGACACUCUGGCUACAUUGACAGCUCAUUAUCACAAGAAAGUCCUGCUGGACAUGUAUGUGUGGACCGAUGACCGGGACUCUAGGCGCCAUAUUGUUUAUAUUGACCAGCCAGGACUUGGGAUGCCAUCGAGAGAUUACUAUUUUAAUGAUGGAAACUACAAAAAGGUUCGAGAGGCCUACCUCCAUUUUAUGGUCUCUAUUGCCAAAAUAACCCGGGAGGACAGGAACCUGACACAGGAUGAUGACCGUGUGUGGGAGGAAAUGAUGCAAGUGCUGGACCUGGAGACAGACAUUGCUAACGCCACAUCGCCGGCUGAGGAGCGACAAGACGUCACAGUUCUUUACAACAAAAUGACACUGAAUGAGCUGCACACCACAUUCAGCUUUAACGGUUUUAAUUGGACACGGUUUAUUCAAGGAGUGCUAUCUAGCGUUUCCCUCAAUGUGGAGCGGAAAGAGGAAGUGGUGGUGUACGGUUCGUCCUACCUUGACAAGAUGAACGAAAUCCUCUCCAGACAUAGCGUCAGAACUAUGCAGAACUACCUCACCUGGCAACUGGUGAUCGACAGAGUGAACAGCUUGAGUCGCCGCUUCAAAGAUGCCAGGGCUCGUUACAGAAAGACUUUGUAUGGGACCACAGUGGAGGACGCUUGGUGGAGGGAGUGUGUCCGUUACGUCCAAAGCAGCAUGGAGAAUGCGGUUGGAGCGCUCUAUGUGCGGGAGACCUUUGCCGGGGAAAGCAAACGGAUGGUUAGCGACCUCAUUGGGAAGAUCCAGACUGCAUAUGUAGAAACGCUGGAUGAGCUAGGCUGGAUGGAUGCCCCCUCCAAGGAGAAAGCAAGAGAGAAGGCCAUGUCAAUCAAGGAGCAUAUCGGCUAUCCAGAUCAUGUUCUACAGAAAAGUAACUUCAAGCUGGACCAAGAGUAUGCUCAUUUGAAUUUCAGCGAGGAACACUACUUUGAGAAUGUCCUGGAGAAUCUAAAGUCUGAGGCCCACAAGAGUCUAAAGAAGCUCAGGGAGCCAGUGGAUCCCAACUUGUGGAUCAUCGGUGCUGCUGUGGUGAAUGCGUUUUACUCUCCCAACAGAAACCAGAUCGUGUUUCCUGCAGGCAUUCUGCAGCCACCUUUCUUUAGUAAACAUCAGCAGCAGGCUCUGAACUUUGGUGGAAUCGGAAUGGUCAUCGGACAUGAGAUCACACAUGGAUUUGAUGACAAUGGUCGCAAUUUUGACAAGGAUGGCAACAUGCUGAACUGGUGGAGCAAUUACUCUGCGGAGCACUUUAAGGAGCAGUCACAGUGCAUGGUGCAACAGUAUGGCAAGUUCAACUGGAAGUUAGCGGGUGGGCAAAAUGUAAGUGGGAUUAGCACUUUAGGUGAGAACAUCGCAGACAACGGAGGGGUUCGCCAAGCCUAUAAGGCUUAUCUGAAGUGGGUGGAGACAGAGGGGGAGGAGCCUCGUCUUCCCGGUCUGAACAUGGACCACAAGCAGCUUUUCUUUCUUAACUUUGCCCAAGUUUGGUGCGGUGCUUAUCGGCCCGAAUACGCCAGCCAAUCCAUCAAGACUGACUCCCACAGCCCCUUAGAAUACAGGGUUCUCGGUUCGCUCCAGAAUUUCGAAGCUUUCUCAGAAGCCUUCCAGUGCAAAAAAGGCAGUCCCAUGAACCCUGAGCAGAAGUGCCGUGUCUGGUAGAACAUUUUAACGCUGAAAGGAGACUCUUUAAGCUUGGGAGUCAUUUAUUUGGCGUGACCGCGAUUAUUAUUAUUGCACUGGCUGUUGUUGUACUUGGCAACGGGUGAUAUCCUGGAUUCCUGUCGAGUCUUGGAAACAAACUCUGGCAUAUAAUACGAGCUGAGAAUGUUCUUUACAAAAAUCUAGUGCAGCUCUUUGUGAUUUACUUGUGAAUGUUUUCAUUCGGCCCCACGCAGAAUGAACUAGGGUGAGUGCUUGCAGGAUUAAUGAAAACGUAGGUGGCAACCAGAGAAUUAGUUCCAUUUAGUGACUUUGUCCAGUGACUGUUAUGUGCAGCAAAUUACCUGAGAGAUUUAAGACUGUUCAUUCUUAAAUUAACAUUUAGACUGAGCUGCAGCUUUUAACAGACUCGGAAAAUAUGUCAACUUUGGCUUUUGCAAGGACGAUUUCUUAGUAUAGUAAUCCCUCGCCACAUUGCGGUUUCAAUUUUGCAGCAAAAAUAUGCAUAUACAGUAGAAGCAAAUGUUAUGUAGUUUCUGCCGAAAUGGCUAAAUUAGCUGAAACACAAAUACUACAAAUUAAGAAUUUUGUGAACUUGUGAAUGUAGUAUUCCACAUUGGUCACUCUGUGUCUUUAGGCUUUUUUGUGGAUUUAAAUUAUCUCACAACAGGCACAAUAAUAGUAACAUAAUCAUCAUCAUCAUAUCAACAAGGGCUACUGUUGUGGCCGUGAUCCCGAAGCUGUCUGACUUACAAAUUGUUCAGGUUUUGAGAUUAUGGAACUAGAAGUAAAAUUUGAAUGAACUGUUAAUUGUCAUGAAAACAAAAUGAAUGAACCAUCGCCACAAUUCACCAUCAUUAAAAAAAUGCACAUGAUAACUUCACCGUCAUACAGGUAUAAUGGCAAAUUAAGCACUGUACAAUAAAACUAAAAAAGUAAAACUACUCACCCUUUGAAGACGCCGGCCAGGCAAGAGAGGGAACAGGAGGAAUAUUGAUCAUGGGAAAUCAAUAAAACUAAAAUUAAGCAAAACUACUCACCCUUUGAAGACACCGUACAGGCAAGAGAGGGAACAGGAGGAAUAUUGAUCAUGGGAAAUCAAUAAAACUAAAAAUGAGUAAAACUGCUCACCCCUUGAAGACACCGUACAGACAAGAGAGGGAACAGGAGGAAUAUUGAUCAUGGGAAAUCAAUAAAACUAAAAUUAAGCAAAACUACUCACCCUUUGAAGACACUGGCAACUUUAACGUUGGAGAUGCUACUGUGUCAAUCUUUCUCUUUGGCUGAUUUUCACAAAUUCCCCAAAACAAAGUAAAAUACAACGUAAAAAGAGAUGUAAGAGAUGAAAAUGUAUGACUCAAGCCGCGUUGUUUUGUUUUUGUCAAGAUUAGGCAAAGUGUGUAUUUUCUUCAUUUUGGGCUGAAGUAUAUCAGAUUGUUUGGGUAGACUCAACGUAAAAUCUGACCAAAACACAACACAGUUAACACUCAACCUGUUGCCUUUAUGGCACAAUCAAAUGACACGUGAAGGUUAGACUGAUCAGACAGCGAAGGCAGAUGAAGCUCACACUGGUGAUCACUAAUGGACAUGAAAGGACGCUGAGGCCUCGUGACCAUCAAGUACAAGACGGCCAGCGAGCAAGCGAGAAUGGGGCUCAGACUGUUAUUUUCUACCUUUAUUACCACGUAAUGGCAGUGGAGAAUCAAAGCAGAGGGGGGGAUGGUGGGUAGGGUGGGGGAUUAGUGCUGCAGAGAGCUUUUAAAAUAAAAUGAACAUAUUCAGGAUGUCUUGCAAGCAGAACUGAAUGUGUUACACUAUAGAGUACUAUGUGUUAUAUAUGCUUGAUGUUCUAUAUAGCAGUAUUUACAUAUAGAUACAUCAUGUCACAUCCACAUGGUCAAACUGUAUUGUUAUUCUUUCUCUAUUCCAAUUUAUCUUUUGCUAUAAAUAUAUAUAUACAAAAAAUAUGUGAAAUGUAUUUAUUUAUCUAUUUAUGACAUUGCAUUGUUGCUUUGCAAGAUUUAAAGAUGUAUAAUAAUAAAAAGUAUUUACAGUAUACAGUAUGUUUUAUGGAAUGUUCCUGCAGGAAUAUUACUUUCUAUAACUAUUUUUGUGAUGCUAACCUGCAAUUAUUGCCAUUAAAGUGAAUGUG
Messenger RNA from Doryrhamphus excisus (bluestripe pipefish), 4670 nucleotides. RefSeq names its product membrane metalloendopeptidase like 1 (gene mmel1). Gene Ontology annotation, cellular component: plasma membrane. Gene Ontology annotation, biological process: protein processing. Gene Ontology annotation, molecular function: metalloendopeptidase activity. The record is from RefSeq and is a predicted model, not a curated record. NCBI's taxonomy places the organism in Eukaryota, Metazoa, Chordata, Actinopteri, Syngnathiformes, Syngnathidae.